GAUGCUGACGAGAGAGAGCCCGGCGCUCGUACAUUUUUAUGAGACACCACCGUCCACUGCAAUUCUGAGUCGUAGGCUAUAGAACAGGAAACGCACUGGAAAUGUAACGAUGGAUAGAUAAUCUCGAUCGUUUGGCAUUGCUCGGACAGCAAUAACGAACGACAGCGGACAGACAGCGUGCGAAAUUUGUCAAAGGGCAGCAGCAGCUAAUGCUUCACUUUGUUUGAAAUUCAGCCAGCGACAGAAUGAUAGAGGAGGGCAGUAAACGAGGCAAAGCGAUGGUGGAGAAGAGACAACUCUUCAUGGAGAUGAGGGCACAAAACUUUGACGUCAUCAGGCUGUCAACCUAUAGGACAGCCUGCAAGCUAAGAUUUGUGCAGAAGAGAUGCAACCUUCACUUGGUGGACGUGUGGAACAUGAUUGAGGCGUUCCGUGAUAGCGGUCUGAACACGCUGGACCACAAUGCAGAGAUCAACGUGUCUAGACUGGAGACGAUCCUAUCCUCGAUCUAUUACCAGCUCAAUAAGCGUCUGCCCACCACACAUCAGAUCAACGUAGAGCAGUCCAUCGGCCUGCUGCUCAACUUCAUGGUGGCCACAUACGACAGUGAAGGCCACGGGAAACUGACCGUUUUCUCGAUGAAGUCCAUGUUGGCAACCAUGUGUGGAGGGAAAAUAGUGGACAAACUACGUUAUAUAUUCUCCCAGAUCUCUGACUCUAAUGGUGUGAUGGCCUUUGCUAAGUUUGACCAGUUUCUGAGGGAGGUUCUAAAGCUGCCCACAGCUGUGUUCGAGGGCCCGUCGUUUGGAUACACAGAACACUCCGUACGGACAUGCUUCCCUCAACAGAAGAAGAUCUUGCUGAACACUUUUUUGGACAUUUUGAUGGCAGAUCCUCCUCCUCAGUGCCUCGUGUGGCUACCUCUCAUGCACCGGCUCGCUAAUGUUGAAAAUGUCUUCCAUCCCGUGGAAUGUUCCUAUUGCCGGAGUGAAAGUAUGAUGGGGUUCCGUUACCGGUGCCAACAGUGCCAUGGCUACCAACUCUGUCAGAGCUGCUUCUGGCGUGGCCAUGCCAACGGUCCCCAUAGCAACCAGCAUCAAAUGAAGGAGCACUCCUCUUGGAAGUCUCCGGCUAAAAAGCUGAGCCACGCCAUCAGUAAGUCUCUGGGCUGUGUCCCCAUUGGAGAGCCACCUCAUCCAAUGUUCCCUGAGCAGUCUGAGAAACCGCAGGACACCAUGGCCCACACUGUUCAGCCGAAGCCAGUGGCCAACAAUAUGAACAACACAAUGCUCAUGUCGUCUGGGGCACCUACUCCUACUAAAAGUGUCUUGGAGAGUCCCAGCAGGCUAGACGAGGAGCAUCGUCUGAUUGCUCGCUACGCAGCGCGCCUGGCAGCUGAGGCAGGCAACUCCACAGUGAGUAGCUCCACACAAUGUCCUCCAACAGAUCUGAGUUUCAACUUUGAUGCCAACAAACAACAGAGGCAGCUAAUAGCAGAACUAGAGAACAAGAACAGAGAGAUCCUUCAGGAGAUCCAGCGACUGCGUCUGGAGCAUGAGCAGGCCUCCCAGCCCACCCCCGAGAAGGCCCAGCAAAACCCCACACUGCUGGCCGAACUCAGGCUCCUUAGGCAUAGGAAGGAUGAGCUGGAGAGGCGCAUGUCAGCCCUACAGGAGAGCAGACGGGAACUGAUGGUCCAGCUCGAGGGACUGAUGAGGCUACUCAAGGAUGAGGAGCAGAAGCAGGCAACCCAGACGGGAGGCUCACCCCACUCUUCCCCCAGCCAUGGGGCAGGCUGCUCCAUGCCCAUGCCCAUCCGCUCCACCUCAGCUGGGUCCACCCCCACCCACACACCCCAGGACUGCCUGGCCGGGGUGGGGGGGGACGUGCUGGAGGCCUUCGCUCACGGUGUACCUAGAAAUCUUCGUAAUGAUCUGUUGGUCGCUGCAGAUUCAAUCACAAACACCAUGUCAUCACUCGUCAAAGAACUCCACUCAGAUGAUGCUGCAGAGGAAGAGGACAACAACAUGAGGAACGGAGGCCUAAGGGACAGGGCCGAGGCAGAAUGAAAAGAGUGGAAAAAGCACAGUGAGAGAAGUAAAGCAUAGAGGGAGCAACAACCACUCCAUCUAUACCGGAUGUCAGACUGGACAUGACUGGAAAAGAGGAAUCCAAAUGAGAAUCAGUCACAACAACCAAACCCUUCUAUCAGGCAUAAGCACGUAGAGUAAUGCAUGCUGUUAUCAAACAGGAUUUCACUGUGUGAACUACUAUCAAACAUGUUUAUUACACCUUGCUGCGGAAAAAAAGCAAGAUGCUUCUAUUAGCGAGUGUAUAUGUUGUUCUGUAUAAAAACUUAAAGCUGUAAUUAUUAUGUAUUGAUUGAUUCCCCUCAUCAUGACUGCAACGGUCAAAGGUCUAAAGGAGUGGCUUGCUGUGCUUUCUCUCAACCCGUAUUGUCAAUAACAGACCAUUCUGUGUGCAUACCAAAUGGAACCCUAUUCCCUAUAUCGUGCAGUACUUUUGACCAGUGCCCUAUAGGCCCUGUUCAAAAGUAGUGUACUACAUAAGGAAUAGAGUGCCAUUUGGAACGCUGUCUAUCUAUCUGUAUAUACUGUACACAUUAUACAUGACCUUGGGAACACAGCACUGACCACGACCUGAAAGCAACCUAUUUUCAUGAUGAUGAUAUGUUCCCUAGCCUUCAUUGCUUUUGUAUCAUUAGAGAUGGCUAGCUAGUAUGUUUUCAUUAGGGGUUUUGCAUGAAGUUGCACUGUCCUGAGUCUGACUGGGUGUACUGUAGGUAGGUAGGUAGGUACCAUGUUAUGCCAGCUCUUUGUGGGUUUAUCAGUGUUUCUCAACCUGUGGUCCGCGGGCCAGCACGGGUCCCAAUGAUGUUGCUGAUCGGUCCCUCAGAUAGUGAGCCGAAACUGAUUUAAUCAGUUCUCAAGUGCUAGUUUUAAUCUAAGUGGUCUUCAUUGGAGGAAGGGCUGUAGCUGGUCCUUGCAGUUCCCUGGUACAAAAAAGGUUGAGAAACGCUUGGUUCUAAUGACUGCUAGGAUCUGUAGUCCUGUAUAUUGUCAUGCCUCAGAGUUCACUUUGGUCGUGCCCCAAAUGGCACCCUAUUCCCUAUAUAGCGCACUACAUUUGACCAAGGCCUAUAGGGCUCUGGUCAAAAGUAGUACACUAUAUAGGGUAUAGGAUGUAAUUUAGGACAGCCUGAGUCACAUACUGCUGCUACUGCGUGCUCACUCUAUGUCGUGAGACACCCUUGCAAAAAUAUGAGGGCUGUUUGUUUGUUUGGUUAAAGGGAGCCUAGUAUUGGGGCUAUUGUUGUCAAUGCUAAACGUUUAAUUUCAUCAGGGAAUCGUCCCUUUGUUAUAAACAGAUUUAUUAUUCUC
Oncorhynchus gorbuscha (pink salmon) is the source of this 3401-nucleotide messenger RNA. Its product is annotated as dystrobrevin beta-like. Lineage: Eukaryota; Metazoa; Chordata; Actinopteri; Salmoniformes; Salmonidae. The record is from RefSeq and is a predicted model, not a curated record. Gene Ontology annotation, cellular component: synapse; plasma membrane. Gene Ontology annotation, molecular function: zinc ion binding. Gene Ontology annotation, biological process: synaptic signaling.